UUGUUGAUCCGAUUUUCGUAGCAGAAACCCUACUGCACUGUCGAUUCUACUGCGAUCGCGCGUUGGAUUUCGGCGAGGUUCGACCACCAUUGGGAUCUCCGCGGCUGCUCUCCCCGCCCCGUUCUUGGUUUUGGCGAUGCGAAAUUCGAGAUGAAGUUCAAGCGGAGAAGGGUUUUGGAAGUGCCUCCAAAUAUAAAAUCCUUUAUUAGCAGUGUCACUACUGCUGCUCUUGAGAAUAUAGAAAUACCACUGAGGGACUUUAUCUGGGAGUUUGAUAAGGGAGAUUUCCAUCACUGGAUCGAUCUUUUUAAUCAUUUUGACUCAUUUUUUGAGAAAUUCAUAAAGCCAAGGAAGGAUUUACAACUUGAAGAUAAUUUUCUGGAAGGGGAUCCUCCAUUCCCUAGGGAAGCAGUCCUUCAAAUUCUUCGAGUCACAAGGAUUAUUUUGGAAAAUUGCACAAACAAGCACUUCUACAGUUCAUUUGAACAGCAUCUGUCAUCUCUUCUAGCUUCAAGCGAUGCAGAUGUUGUGGAGGCAAGCCUUCAUACAUUGACUGCAUUUUUGAAGAAAACAGUUGGGAAGUGCUCCAUAAGAGAUGCUUCUUUGACUUCAAAGCUAUUUGCAUUUUCACAAGGUUGGGGGGGCAAGGAAGAAGGCCUUGGACUUAUUGCUUGCUCUGUACAAAAUGGUUGUGAUUCAGUUGCUUCUGAGAUUGGCUCCACACUUCAUUUUGAGUUCUAUGCUGUCCCUGAUACAUCAAAAGAGUCCAAUAUUGCAGAACAUGAGAACCAGGGAUUGCAUGUCAUUCAUAUGCCAAAAAUCAAUUGUUACAAUGAGACUGAUCUGGAACUUCUUCAUAAGUUAGUAAAGGAGUACAGUAUACCACCCAGUUUGCGUUUCUCACUAUUGACGAGGUUGCGAUUUGCAAGGGCUUUUGACUCUUUGGCUGCUCGACAUCAAUACAUCUGUAUCCAGUUAUAUGCUUUCAUCGUUCUUGUUCAAGCAAGCAAUGAUGCUGAUGAUAUGGCAGCUUUUUUUAACAAUGAACCUGAAUUUAUCAAUGAACUGUUAUCUUUACUGAGCUAUGAAGAUGAAAUUCCGGAGAAAAUUCGGAUCCUCGGAAUUCUGUCAUUGGUUGCUCUUUGUCAAGACAGAUCUCAACAAUCGACAGUUUUAUCUUCUGUGACAGCUGGUGGCCAUCGUGGAAUCCUUGCCAGUCUCAUGCAGAAAGCAGUCGAUUCUAUUACUAGUGGUUCCACAAAAUGGUCUAUUGAUUUUGCUGAAGCACUUCUCUCUCUUGUCUCCAUUUUGGUUUCAUCUACUCCUGGUUCUUUAGCUCUUCAGGAAGCAGGAUUUAUACCUACUAUUUUACCACUUAUUAAAGAUACCAAUCCUCAACACCUCCGCCUUGUUAGUACUGCAGUUCAUGUGAUUGAGGGCUUCUUAGACUUUCAUAAUCCCUCUUCAGCACUAUUCAGAGAUUUAGGUGGUCUAGAUGAUACUAUUGCACGUCUGAAGAUUGAAGUAUCGCAUGUUGAGAAGUGCUCAAAAAAGAAUGCAGAAGAGCCUCAGUAUAAUGGCAAGGGCAAACAAGUCAUGGGCAGUUCAACUGAGCUAGAUAUGCAACCUCUUUAUUCUGAAGCCUUGGUUUCAUAUCACCGAAGAUUAUUAAUGAAAGCAUUACUCCGGACCAUAUCACUUGCAACUUAUGUCCCUGGUAGUUCUGCUCGUGUUGAUGGCGCAGAAGAGAGUGUAUUGCCACCAUGCUUGUGCAUUGUUUUCAGGAGGGCAAAAGACUUUGGUGGCGGAGUGUUUUCACUUGCAGCAAAUGUUAUGAGUGAUCUUAUACAUAAAGAUCCUACAUGUUUUCCUGCCCUUGAUGCAGCUGAUUUGCCUCGGGCUUUUCUUGAUGCCAUCACGAGUGGUGUUCUGUGCUCUGCUGAAGCAGUAAUGUGUAUCCCACAGUGCUUGGAUGCAUUGUGUCUUAACAACAGUGGUCUUCAACUGGUGAAGGAUUGCAAUGCUCUAAUGUGUUUUGUAAAAAUUUUCACUUCGAGGUCAUAUUUAAGGGCUCUCAGUGGAGAAACACCAGGAAACUUGUCCAAUGGAUUGGAUGAACUAAUGCGUCAUGCAUCCUCCCUGCGUGCUUCUGGAGUUGAUAUGCUUAUUGAGAUUUUGAAUACAAUAUCAAAAAUUGGAGCUGGGUUAGAUUCUUGUUCUUCAACAGAGUUAAUGAGCUCAUCUGCUCCUGUUCCUAUGGAAACUGAACCUAUUUCACUUGCUGAAGGAGAAGCAUCUAACAUGGGAAAUUCUGAACAAAUGCAUGAGGUAUCUUCAGAUAAUGCAUCUAUGACCGUAGAGUCAUUUCUUCCCGAGUGUAUAAGCAAUGCUGCUCGUCUUCUUGAAACUGUUCUUCAGAAUGCAGAUACAUGCCGUGUAUUCAUUGACAAAAAGGGUAUUGAAGCUGUUCUUAGAUUAUUUACUCUGCAGUUAUUGCCCAUUUCUGUGUCAGUUGGUCAGAGUAUAUCUAUUGCAUUUAAAAACUUUUCACCCCAGCAUUCUUCGGUUUUGUGUAAGGCUGUUUGCUGCUUUAUACGGGACCAUCUUAAGUUGACAAAUGAAUUAUUGUCAUCAGUUUGUGGAACUAAGGUUGCUGAUAUUGACUGCUUAAAACAAACUGAAGUUCUGAAAUGUCUGUCUAGUUUAGAGGGGUUGUUGUCACUUUGCAAUUUUCUUUUGAAGGGAACAACUACUAUGGUCUCAGAGUUGGGAUCUGCAGAUGCUGAUAUUUUGAAGGAACUGGGCAGGGCUUACAAGGAAAUUAUGUGGCAGAUCUCUUUAUGUUGUGAUUCCAAGAUAGAUGAGAAGCGGGAUGCUGAUCAAGAAGCCGGAACUGGGGAAUCUUCUGCAUCUAAUGUAGCAGGAAGGGAGAGUGAUGAUGAUGGAAAUAUUGUUCCAGUAGUCCGAUAUAUGAACCCUAUAUCAAUAAGGAAUACAUCUUCACCACAUUGGACUGUAGAACAGGAUUUUGUGUCUGUAGUACGUUCUGCUGGAAGUAUGCAUCGUCAUGGUCGACAUUCAUUGUCACGGAUACGUGGUGGCAGGAUUAGCCGGCAGAUGGAUGUCUCACAUGCAUAUUCAGAAAGUUCCCUUAGCACAUUGGAGAGUUCCAUGAUUCGGGAUACUAAAAAGAGAAGUCCAGAUAUCCUUGUUUCAGAACUUCUGACUAAACUUGGUUUAGCUAUGCGUUCCUUCCUUGCUACUCUUGUGAAGGGAUUGUCUGCUCGUCGUAGCAGAGGUGAUUCCAAUUCCCUGCAUCCUGCAUCAAAGAGCUUUGUGACUGCUCUUGCGAAACUUUUCCUUGAUGCCCUUAGUUAUUCUGGUCAUUCUAUGUCUGGCCUUGAAAUGUCACUAUCUGUGAAAUGCCGGUAUCUUGGAAAGGUUGUAGAAGACAUGGCUGCAAGUAUUUUUGACAGCAGACGCCAGACAUGCAAUACUGCAUUGGUGAAUAGUUUUUACGUCAAUGGAACAUUUAAGGAGCUUUUAACUACAUAUGAGGCUACAAGUCAGUUACUGUGGACUCUGCCUUUCUCUAUCCCAACUACUGGGUCUGAUCAAGGACCAUCUGUUGAUGAAAGGAAGGCAUCUCACAGUUUGUGGCUGUUGGAUACAUUGCAAAGCUAUAGUCGUCUGCUGGAAUAUCAUGCCAAUUCUUCAUUACUUUUAUCUCCAACAUUGCCAUCUCAGUCUCAGCUUCUUGUUCAACCUGUUGCGGCUGGAUUAUCAAUUAAUCUUUUCUCUGUUCCAAGGGACCCUGAGGCAUUUGUUCGUAUGUUGCAAUCACAAGUUCUUGAUGUGAUCCUUCCUGUAUGGAAUCACCCUAUGUUUCCUAAAUGUAAUCCAGCUUUUGUCACCUCUGUGAUUUCCAUUAUUACUCAUAUAUACUCUGGCGUUGGAGAUCUGAAGCGUGGUCGCAAUGGAAUCACAGGAAGCACUGGCCAGCGGCUCAAUAGUCCUCCACUUGAUGAAUCUACUGUUGCCACUAUAGUCGAGAUGGGUUUUACCAGAGCUCGAGCUGAGGAAGCUCUCAGAAGUGUGGGGACUAAUAGUGUUGAGAUGGCCACGGAUUGGUUGUUCAGCCAUCCUGAGGAAUUUGUGCAGGAGGAUGUUCAGCUUGCCCAAGCACUUGCUUUGUCAUUGGGAAAUUCAUCAGAAACAUCCAAAGGGGACAGCAGUGAUAAGACUAGAAAUGCAUUUGCUGAGGAGAGGGGGGUGGAGACACCCCCAGUUGAUGAUAUUCUUAGUGCAUCAAUGAAGUUGUUUCAAAGUAGUGAUUCGAUGGCAUUUCCAUUGACAGAUCUGUUAGUGACACUGUGCAACCGAAACAAAGGGGAGGACCGCCAGAGGGUGACCUUGUAUCUCAUUCAGCAGCUUAAGCUUUGCCCAUCGGAUUUUUCAAAGAAUAUUGGUGCACUAUGUCCAAUCUCACAUGUUUUGGCCUUGCUUCUUAGUGAAGACAGUGGCACAAGGGAAAUUGCUGCAGACAAUGGUGUUGUUUCUGUUGUACUAGAUAUACUGACUAACUUCAGAGUGAGGAAUGAGUCCAGGAAUGAGCCUUCAGCGACAAGAACUGUAAGUGCUUUGUUGCUUAUAAUUGAUAACAUGUCGCAACUGAGACCUAAAUUUAAUACAGAAUCUGCUGAAGGUUCUUCUAGAUCCUUAUCAGAUUCAUCUGGAGCAGACAUUUCCAUAGCAAAUCCUUCAUCUACCACUGAGGAAAAAUCUGUGUCACAUGGCCUUGAUAAGGAAUCUGGCAAUGUGUUUGAGAAGAUUUUAGGGAAGUCAACCGGUUAUCUGUCUCUUGAGGAAAGUCAAAGGGCAUUGGCCAUCUCAUGUGAACUUAUAAAGCAGCAUGUUCCAGCAGUAGCUAUGCAGGCUGUUCUACAAUUAUGUGCACGCUUAACAAAAACACAUGCUAUAGCAACACAGUUCCUUGAAACUGGAGGUUUAGCUGCUCUUUUUAGUCUUCCAAGAACUUGUAUAUUCCCUGGAUUUGACAGCUUAGCAUCAGCUAUUAUUCGACACCUCAUUGAAGAUCCUCAAACUCUCCAAACUGCUAUGGAAUUGGAGAUCAGACAGACCCUUGCUGGCACUCUUAGCCGACAUGCUGGCCGUCUUUCACCUCGCAUAUUUUUGACAUCUAUGGCACCUGUCAUUUCCAGAGAUCCUGAGAUCUUUAUGAGAGCUGCGGCUGCAGUUUGCCAGUUGGAGUCAUUGGGAGGGAGGACAAACAUCAGGGAAAAAGAAAAGGAUAAGGACAAACUAAAAAAUACUGGCACUGAAAGUGGGAUUCCUUGUAACGAGCCUGUUAGGUUGCCUGAGAAUAGGCCUAAUGAUACCCCAGGCAAAUUUUCUAGAAGCCAUAAAAGAGUUCCUGCUAAUCUUUCCCAAGUGAUUGAUCAACUCUUGGAAAUUGUUAUGAGCUUUCCAUCAGCAAAGAAAAUUGAAGGUGGUAUUAGCUCCCCAACUCCUAUGGAAGUUGAUGAACCUGCCACAAAGGAAAAGGGUAAAUCAAAAGUUGAUGAGACAAAAAAGAUGGAUGAUGAGAACCUCUCUGAAAGAUCCGCAUGGCUGGCGAAGUUGACGUUUGUCCUGAAGUUGAUGAGUGACAUACUUCUCAUGUAUGUGCAUGCAGUGAGUGUAAUCUUGAGGCGGGAUAUGGAGACAUGCCAUCUACGGGGAUCUGGGCUAGCAGGUGGCCCUGGAAAUGGUGGCAUAGUGCAUCAUAUUUUGCAUCAGCUACUUCCGUUGUCUUCUGAUAAAGCUGCUGAAACCUCAGAUGAAUGGAAGGAUAAGUUGUCUGAGAAAGCAUCUUGGUUCUUGGUAGUGUUAUGCGGCAGAUCUACUGAGGGGCGCAGACGAGUUAUUUCUGAAAUUGUGAAAACAUUUUCUUCCUUUUUAAAUUCAGAAGGCAACUCCUCGAAAAGCAGUUUGUUACCUGACAAAAAGGUUUUAGCUUUUGCUGACCUGGUAAAUUCCAUUUUGUCCAGAAAUUCUUCAUCCAGUAACUUGCCUGGUCCUGGAUGCUCACCCGAUAUUGCUAAAGCCAUGAUAGAUGGAGGAAUGGUGCAGGCACUUUCUGGCAUUCUUCAAGUGAUAGAUUUGGACCACCCAGAUGCUCCAAAGGUUGUGAAUCUCAUACUCAAGGCUUUAGAAAGUCUUACAAGGGCUGCGAAUACUAGUGAUCAAGUGCUUAAGUUGGAUGGGCUUGGAAAGAAAAGAUCAUCUGCAACACAUGGUAGAACUGAUGGCCAGACUACUGCUGAAGUCGAAACUGCAAACCAUGAUCAAAAUGCAAACAAUCAGCAUGAAGCUAAUGUUGCAGCACAACCUGCAGAACAGCAGAUUCAUGAAUCUUCUCAAAAUGAGAGGGAUUGCGGCACAAAUGCAGUGCAGUCUAUGGAGCAAGACAUGCGAGUUGAUGGUGAGGAAAAUAUUGCCACUGAUGCACCUGUGGAACAAGAGUUGGAGUAUAUGCGUGAGGAGAUCAAUGAUGGUGGUGCUUUAAGAAACACAAAUGAAAUUGGAAUGGCUUUUCGUGUUGAACAUCAGAUGGAUGAUGAUAUGGGCAAUGAAGAUGAGGAGGACGUAGGGGAGGAUGGUGAAGAUGAUGAUGAAGAUGAGGAGGAUGAGGAUGAGGAUAUAGCAGAAGAAGGAGCUGCAUUAAUGUCUUUAGCUGAUACAGAUGCGGAGGACCAUGAUGACAAUGGUAUGGGUGAUGAAUAUAAUGAUGACAUGUUUGAUGAUGAAGAUGAUGAUUUCCCUGAGAAUCGUGUUAUAGAGGUGAGGUGGAGGGACGGUUUAUCUGGGUUAGAUCACUUGCGAGUUUUAAGGGGACCUGGUGAUGCAAGCGGUUUCAUUGAUAUUGCUGCAGAGACCUUUCAGGGAGUUGAUGCUGAUGACAUAUACCGCCUUCAUCGUCCAUUGGGUAUAGAACGCCGCCGUCCAAGUAGUGGCAGGACAUUUCUUGAUCGGUCAAGGCUUGAUGGGAGUGCUUUCCAACAUCCAUUACUUGUGAGACCUUCACAAUCAGGGGAGUCCGUUUCUUCAAUGUGGUCUGCUAGUGGGAACUCAUCUAGGGACUUAGAAGCUUUAUCGUUUGGAGGUUUUGAUGUAGCCCAUUUCUACAUGUUAGAUGCUGGACUUCCAUCUGGACAUGCUGCUGCAACUAUGUUUGGUGACCGUUUGGUUAGCGCUGCACCCCCUCUAAUUGACUUCUCACUUGGCAUCGAUUCUCUGAAUAUUGGUGGAAGAAGGGGAGCUGGUGAUAGUCGGUGGACUGAUGAUGGUCUACCUCAGGCAGGUAGCCAUGCUGCUGCUAUUGCCCAGGCAGUUGAGGAACAAUUUGUGUCUCAGCUGCGUGGGUUAAUCUCUGUCAAUGACCCUCCAGCUCAGAGACAGUCUGAGCAUUCUUUUUUACAGGCUAACCAACAAUCACCUCUAUUAAAUGCCAAUAAUGAUGCACCAGUUGCUGGUGAUCUUCCCACUCAACCAAGUGAAGGUCCGCAUCAAGAUCUAGAGACUAGUUCAAGGCAUCAGCCGGGGAACUUACUUGUUGAAGUUGGCACAGGUCUUCCAAACCUGUCUCAUGGAAUAAUUGAUGCACGGUCAGUUGUUGGGGCAGAGGAGAGUCAAGGGACACCAGAAAUAAGGCAAAGAUUUCCUGAUGAUCUGAAUGUUGCACAUAAUUAUAGUGAGACCAUGCAUGAUGGGGAAGGACAUGUGGAAGAAUUUGGCCCAACCACCAUAACUUUAGAUGCGAUUCCUGAAAGAAAUAUAUCAUCUGCCGACUUACAGACUCUUGAUCACCCAAUGCAAGAUGGUUCCGAAGCACCCACCAAUCCUCACAAUUUAGAAUUUCACAGUGAAAUUAGAGAGGGACCCUCAGUUCUGGAUAGCCAUUCUAGCAGUCAUGCCCUUAUUUCUUCAGGUUCUGGCAUGCCAGAGUUGAGUGAUGCUCAUGCCGGUUCAGUUCUUGCAAGUGCUGAUGUUGAUAUGAAUGGUGCAGACACUGUGGAGGAUCAAUUUGAGAGCCCCAUACCUGCUUCUUCUAAUGGCGAUGAAUUAUCUGCCAGGCAAAAUGCAACAGUUCCUCAAGAUACUAAUCAGGCCGAUCAAGUCGAUGCCAACAAUGAGGCUUCUAGCACAAAUGCAAUUGAUCCAACAUUUCUGGAGGCACUUCCUGAGGAUCUCCGUGCUGAAGUGCUGGCUUCCCAGCAAGUUUCCCAGCCUCAAUCUGCCCAACCUGCAACAUAUGUUCCACCACCUGCAGAAGAAAUAGAUCCUGAGUUUUUGGCUGCUCUUCCACCAGACAUCCAGGCUGAAGUUUUGGCUCAACAACGAGCACAAAGAAGUAUACAUUCUCAGCAAGCGGAGGGACAACCAGUUGACAUGGAUAAUGCAUCCAUUAUAGCUACUUUCCCUCCCGAUCUACGUGAAGAGGUACUCCUUACCUCAUCUGAAGCAGUUUUGUCAGCACUACCUUCAGCUUUACUUGCUGAGGCCCAGAUGCUUAGAGACAGAUACCAUCCUCGAAGCAGCCUCUUUGGAGGGAGCCACAGGCUUGGUGGCAGGAGGCUGGCAAUUGACAGGCACACAGCAAUGGAUAGAGGUGUGGGAGUUACGAUAGGUCGAAGGAGUGUGUCUGCCACUGCAAACAGCUUGAAGGUCAAAGAAAUUGAGGGAAUGCCUCUUUUGGAUGCAAAUGCUUUGAAAGCUCUGAUUCACCUCCUACGAUUAGCUCAGCCCCUGGGCAAAGGUCUUCUUCAAAGACUUCUAUUGAACCUAUGCGCACAUAGUGUUACACGUCGUAUUUUGGUUGGCCUUUUAGUUGAUAUGAUUAGACCUGAGGCUGAUGGGCCUAGUGGGUCAGCAAGCAUGAUUUCACAGCGGCUUUAUGGAUGUCAGUGGAAUGUCGUCUAUGGCCGACCUAAACCUUCAGAUGGUCUUCCACCUCUCGUGUCUCGUCGAGUUCUUGAAAUUUUGACAUACCUGGCAACAAAUCAUUCAUCAGUUGCAAACAUUCUUUUCUACAUUGAUAAUCCUUUGGCCUCAGAAUCCUCAAAUGUUACCCAGUCAGAAAACAAGAGGGAGAAAGGUAAAGAGAAAAUCUCUGGGGCAAUGACAUCAUCAAGUGUCAUGGAAACAUCACCUAAAGGUUCUAUGCCUCUAGUUAUAUUUUUGAAGCUUUUGAACAGGCCAUUAUUUUUGCGAAGCAAUGCACAUCUUGAACAGGUUAUGUCUUUGCUUCAAGUAGUCAUUAAGAAUGCUGUCUCAAAGAUUGACUGCCUACCUCCCUCUGGAGAAGCUGCAGAUGGUUCUGAGAAUCAAGACACUCAAAAAUAUUCUUCCACUUCAGAACAGAACUCUGGUCCGGAGAUGAAUCAAGGUCCUUGCACUGAGGUGCUGUCAUCAGGUGGGAAAAACUCUGUGAGCCAAUACGAACUUCUUUUACAGCUUCCCAACUCUGAUCUGCACAACCUCUGCAGUAUUCUCGCUUAUGAAGGACUUUCAGAUAAAGUGUAUUCACUUGCUGCUGAAAUAGUAAAAAAAAUGGCUUCUGUUGCUCCUUCCCAUCGAAAAUUCUUUGCAACUGAGCUAGCAGGUUUGGCUCAUAAUUUGAGUUCUGCUGCUGUGUCUGAGCUCGUAAGUUUGAGGAAUACACAGAUGCUGGGACUUAGUGCUGGUUCAAUGGCUGGAGCUGCAAUCCUGCGUGUGCUACAAGCACUCAGUGCACUUACUUCAGUUGAUGAGAACAAGGGUGAAGAUGCUAAUGAGGAACAUGAGGAACAAUCUAUAUUGUGGAAUCUAAAUGUAGCUCUUGAGCCACUAUGGCAAGAACUGAGUGACUGCAUUAGCACUACUGAGGCAAAGCUAGGGCAGAGUUCAACUUUCUCUUCUCCUGUGCCAUCACCAGAUGGUGGCGAUAUUGGUGCUUCGUCCUCCCUUUCUCCACCUCUUCCUCCUGGCACACAGCGACUAUUGCCAUUUAUAGAAGCCUUUUUUGUUCUGUGCGAGAAGCUGCAGAGAAACCAAACAAUUGUGCUGCCAGAUAACGAUGUGACUGCACGAGAGGUCAAAGAAUUUACUGGUACCUCAUCGUCGCCUUCUCUUAAGUGCAGUGGUACUGGCACCAUGACAUUUGCAAGGGUUGCAGAGAAGCAUCGGCGCCUUCUUAAUGUUUUUAUAAGGCAGAAUCCAAGUUUGCUGGAAAAGUCACUGUCUAUGAUGUUAAAAGUACCAAGGCUGAUUGAUUUUGACAACAAGAGAGCAUAUUUCCGGUCACGGAUUAGACAACAACAUGACCAGCACCCUUCUGCUCCUCUGCGGAUAAGUGUCCGCCGGGCAUAUGUCUUGGAGGAUUCAUACAAUCAGUUGCGAUUGCGUCCCAGUCAAGACUUGAAGGGUCGGUUGACUGUACAAUUUCAAGGUGAAGAAGGGAUUGAUGCCGGUGGGCUGACAAGGGAAUGGUACCAACUGCUCUCAAGGGUCAUUUUUGAUAAAGGAGCCUUGCUUUUCACUACAGUCGGGAAUAAUGCAACAUUCCAGCCUAAUCCUAAUUCUGUCUACCAAACGGAGCAUCUUUCCUAUUUCAAGUUUGUGGGCCGUGUGGUUGCAAAAGCACUGUUUGAUGGGCAACUUUUGGAUGUUUACUUCACUCGCUCAUUUUACAAGCACAUGCUUGGGGUGAAAGUGACUUAUCAUGACAUAGAAGCUGUUGAUCCUGAUUAUUACAAGAACUUGAAGUGGAUGCUUGAGAAUGAUGUAAGUGAUAUCCCUGAUCUGACAUUUAGCAUGGAUGCUGAUGAGGAAAAGCACAUCCUUUAUGAGAAAAAUGAGGUUACUGACUAUGAGCUUAUACCCGGAGGAAGGAAUAUUAGAGUUACAGAAGAAACAAAGCAUGAGUAUGUGGACCUUGUGGCUGAACACAUAUUGACUACAGCUAUUCGUCCCCAGAUUAAUUCCUUUUUAGAAGGUUUCAAUGAAUUAGUUCCACGGGAACUUAUCUCAAUAUUCAACGACAAGGAGCUUGAGCUUCUAAUUAGUGGACUUCCAGAAAUUGAUCUCGAUGAUUUGAAAGCCAACACAGAGUAUACUGGCUAUACAGCUGCAUCUUCUGUUAUUCAAUGGUUCUGGGAGGUCGUUAAAUCAUUCAACAAGGAGGACAUGGCAAGACUGCUGCAAUUUGUAACCGGAACAUCGAAGGUUCCCUUAGAGGGCUUUAAAGCAUUGCAGGGUAUUUCUGGCCCUCAACGGUUGCAGAUCCAUAAGGCAUAUGGUGCUCCUGAGAGGCUACCGUCUGCCCAUACAUGUUUCAACCAGCUGGACCUCCCAGAGUAUUCGUCCAAGGAGCAGUUAGAAGAACGCUUGCUGCUUGCCAUCCAUGAAGCUAGUGAAGGUUUUGGCUUUGGUUGAUAUAUUGUACUCCUCAGUCUCUCCUCUUGGAGCCAAUGUUCUUUUUGAUUGCCACAUACAGAUUUCAGAAGCAAUCAGAUGAAGGUGCCGUGCAAAGCUUCUCUCUGAAAUGGCCGGCAUGGAAAUUUUUGAAGGAGCAAAAACUAAUCAAAUUUGAAAAGGUGUUGGUCCUAACCUCGGACACCAGGCCACCAGGAUAGUCAGGGUAGAUAUUUUGCAUUCUGACAGCAAUAGCAAGGGCUUGGAGUCCUUUUUGUUUCUGAUUAUAGGCUCCAUGGUUACUUUGGAGAAGUGUAUAUGCUCGAAUGCUUGAAAAGCAGUAUCCUGCCUCUAAUGUAUAUUUUUUGUUUUCUUUUUUGUAUUUGACAUCCUUUACUCUGCCCCUCCGAGUGUGAAGGGUAGCGGCUAUUCAAAUGAAUAAUUUCGUUGGCGUUA
Molecule: messenger RNA, 11910 nt
Organism: Elaeis guineensis (African oil palm)
Lineage: Eukaryota; Viridiplantae; Streptophyta; Magnoliopsida; Arecales; Arecaceae
Product: E3 ubiquitin-protein ligase UPL1
Biological process (GO): protein polyubiquitination; ubiquitin-dependent protein catabolic process
Cellular component (GO): cytoplasm
Molecular function (GO): protein binding; ubiquitin protein ligase activity
Source: RefSeq, a predicted model, not a curated record